Molecule: messenger RNA, 3195 nt
Organism: Phascolarctos cinereus (koala)
Lineage: Eukaryota; Metazoa; Chordata; Mammalia; Diprotodontia; Phascolarctidae
Source: RefSeq, a predicted model, not a curated record
GAAUUCUGGGUGUCCUCGAUGAAGGGGAUCUAAAGAAGUCGCAUAAAGUUCCUUCUUCAUCUUGCUGUGGGCUUUCUAGCUCCCUGUGCCUUACCUCCUGGCAAUUUCUUUGAACUCACCUCUUGGAGUCGGGAGUGUGGAUAGCUCCUUGGUAUCCUGCAGAGACACGUUAAAGGGUGGGGGGGAUUAUGGGAGGUAGAGUGAGGUGGGGGUGGAAGAGCCGCCUACUGCUGGAAGCUGCUUGUCCUGACCGCAUGCUCCUAGGCACAGCGCUUUUCCUGGUCUGGCCUGGGUGUUUUGCCUUUAAGAGCUCCCCUGUGUUUUGGGGGUAGUAAUGGACUGUGUGUGCUGACCCUGGUGCGCAUGUUCAGGGUAGUGACGCCGCAGCUCCAUGUGUAAGAAGCGCAUUAUUUGGCAACCGGAGGAGCGGCGGAGAAGAGGAUUAGAGGGAUCCCCGCCUGAGGGAAAGUUGGGGGUGGUGGUGGUGGUUGGGGGAAAGCCGAAGAACGUACCCGUUAAAAGAAAAAAAAAAGAAUCCAAACCGCCCAAACCUGUCUUGAGCUGCAUUUUAGUGUCUUCGUAGGGUUCAACGACAGACCAAAGUUAUCUUUUCGCUUAGAUUUCAUCUAUGGCCAACUGAUGUAGCCAAGAGUUACUGCACACAGAAGCCAGUAUAAUUCCAUUCUCUUGGGUACUAUCCCUCCUAAGCACCAUUAGUCAGAGGAAGGCACAGAGGUGAGGAAACUGAGGCACAAAGAAAGAGAAUGCUUCAACAGAGACCAUAUAUCUCGUUAAUCACUGAGACAGACCGGAGCCCAGGUCUCCUGGCUUCCUUCCAAUGGUGUUUCCAUUAUGAUAUGCUAACCUCUUAAGUAUACCAUGAACUUCAGAAUGACCGAGGAAGCAUGCAGAACACGGAGUCAAAAGCGAGCACUUGAACGUGAGACAACCGUAAAUGAUGUGGAUAGUAAAAAAAUAAAGAUGGAGAAAGGAUUACUGGGAUCAGACCACAAGACUGAAAGUGAUUUGAAAAUGAAGUCUGAGCCUGGAACAGCCAAGGUCCAAGGAUUACUAAAAGGAGGGGAAGUUAAGGCAACUAUUAAGGUGGAAGUACAGACAAGUGAUGAGCCAGUGGAUAUGAGUACCUCAAAAAGUGAUAUGAAGCCAGAGAAGAGAGUUCCUUCACCUGAUAUUAUAGUGUUAUCAGACAAUGAGCCUUCAAGCCCUAGAAUGAAUGGCUUAACAAAAAUACCACUAAAAGAGACCAACACCGAAGCCCUCAUGAAAAGCAGCCCAGAAGAGCGAGAGAGAAUGAUCAAACAGCUUAAAGAAGAGUUACGAUUAGAAGAAGCAAAACUAGUGUUGUUGAAAAAGCUGAGACAGAGUCAGAUACAAAAGGAAGCCACUACCCAGAAGCCUGCUGGCUCCUCUGGGAAUGCUGUGGCCACCCCUCCCCCCUUGGUACGGGGAACACAAAACAUUCCUGCUGGCAAGCCAUCUCUUCAGGCCUCAUCUACCAGAAUACCAAGCAAUGUUAUUCCCCCUCCUCUGGUGCGUGGAGGCCAACAGACAUCUUCAAAGCUGGGGUCUCAGCAGAACACACAAAUAGUGAUGCCCCCUCUUGUUAGAGGAGCACAGCAAAUCCAUAACAUCAGGCAGCAUUCCAGCACGGGCCCACCUCCUCUACUUCUGGCACCACGGGCAUCUGUUCCCAGCGUGCAGAUUCAGGGUCAGAGAAUUAUACAACAGGGUCUCAUCCGUGUUACCAAUGUCCCCAACACUAGCCUGCUGGUAAAUAUCCCACAGGCCUCACCAACUUCAAUUAAAGGUACAACAGUCACGUCUGCUCAGGGUAAUGCAACUACCACUGGUGUUGCAUCCAUAGUGAAUGCCAGUGAUUCACCAGCCAGCCGGCAAGCUGCUGCAAAGCUUGCCCUACGCAAACAGCUGGAAAAGACGCUGUUAGAGAUUCCCCCUCCUAAACCACCUGCUCCAGAGAUGAAUUUUCUACCCAGUGCAGCCAACAAUGAAUUUAUAUACCUAGUUGGAUUAGAGGAAGUGGUACAGAAUCUCUUAGAAACUCAAGGCAAAACUUCAACUGCAACUUUAUCCCAUGAGCCCUACAUGUGUGCUCAAUGUAAGACUGAUUUUACCUGCCGAUGGCGAGAGGAAAAAAAUGGAACCAUCAUGUGUGAAACUUGUAUGACAUCAAAUCAGAAAAAGGCACUGAAGGCUGAACAUACCAAUCGCCUAAAGGCUGCUUUUGUGAAGGCUUUGCAGCAAGAGCAAGAGAUUGAACAGCGGAUAUUACAACAGACAUCUUCUCCAGUGCAGACCAAGCCAGAGCCAAUGACUCAACAUCAUUCACUGAAACAGACUUCUAGCCAACUGGCCCGAGGCCCCCCAGGGGCUCCCCGAGGAGUCUUACACACAUUUAGCCAGUCACCUAAACUGCAAAAUACUGCAGCUGCUGCAGCACUUGUUACCAGGCCAGGUAAGCAUGCCGAGAGACCUGUCAGCAAGGGCAAUGCUACCACUAACUGGAAGAAGACUCCCAUCAAUACAGGUGGCACUCUUACUUUUGUUAACCCUAGUUUAGCAGUACAUAAAAGUUCUUCGGCAUUAGACCGUCAACGUGAAUAUCUGUUAGACAUGAUUCCACCACGAUCCAUCCCUCAGUCUGCCACAUGGAAAUAAUGCAAAAGCAAAGCCCAAGUGGAAGAUUUCCCUCUGUCUGCCAUCCCUUUUUUAUGCCACAGUACAGUGUGGGACCUGCUUUAGCCCAACAGCUGGAUAUGCCCUCUCCCCUUUUUUGAAGGAAGCAAGAUGACCAAUUCUCAACUUCACAGUGCUACUGCUUUCAUGAUAUGAGAAUAACAGCUGGGUUGUGAAAACAGAACUUUUUGAUACUUUGGCUAGGAAAUUCUCAAGAUUGGCUGGUGGUGAAGGGCAGAAGGGGUGGAAUUAACGUUACUUUGGCUCGGGGGGAAGGUUACUUGGGGGUUUUUUGGUUUUGUUUUUGUCGUUAGUUUCACAUCACCAGCACAAAAUUGGGACUAAAUGGACUUGUUCUGCUUUUGGUUUCUUUCACGUUAGUACCUUGCCAGUCACAAGAACAUGUGAGAUGCACUGGAGACCAAGAAUGCCCUUGUGUGAAUAGUGAAAUCAGAACCAGUGAUUGCAGAUACAGAUGUG